AGAGCUGAGCGACCGGCCGCAGAGCAACAUAAAUGGCUGGUCUUUGUAUCCGUCAAUGCGAGAGAGAUCGGCGGAUAGAUUGAUUGGAUAUACCAUCCGUCUGACAACUGGACGUACGUGAAAUACAGCGCGGUUUGGUCUUAUUGAGCCUGCGCUAACAGAAAAGAGGAGGUUCCCGAAUAGAGUCCUUUAUUUAUUUCUUUGUUUCCAGUGGGGAAAAAUAAUAACAGCGACAUAUACUACAGGCACUUCAUUUAUUAUCUUUGUCCGUAUACACUAGAAAACUGGAUAAGAUUACAGUGGUUACUCGAAGGCCAAAGCCAAGGGGAGGAGGAUGAAGCGGCGCAAUGCGGACUGCAGCAAACUCCGACGGCCGUUAAAACGGAACCGAAUCACCGAGGGUAUAUACGGCAGUACCUUCUUGUACCUGAAGUUCCUAGUGGUGUGGGCGCUGGUACUACUGGCAGACUUUGUACUGGAGUUCAGGUUUGAGUACCUCUGGCCAUUCUGGCUCUUCAUCCGGAGUGUGUAUGACUCCUUUAGAUACCAGGGGCUGGCCUUCUCAGUAUUCUUUGUAUGUGUGGCGUUUACCUCGGACAUCAUUUGCCUCCUCUUCAUCCCAGUGCAAUGGCUAUUCUUUGCUGCCAGUACUUAUGUGUGGGUGCAGUAUGUUUGGCAUACAGAGAGAGGAGUCUGUCUGCCCACCGUAUCGCUAUGGAUACUCUUUGUGUACAUAGAGGCAGCCAUCAGAUUCAAAGACUUGAAGAACUUCCAUGUGGACCUGUGUCGUCCUUUUGCUGCACACUGCAUUGGCUACCCAGUGGUCACACUGGGCUUUGGUUUCAAGAGCUAUGUAAGCUAUAAGAUGCGCCUCCGGAAGCAGAAGGAGGUUCAAAAAGAGAAUGAGUUUUACAUGCAGCUCCUACAACAGGCUCUACCUCCAGAGCAACAGAUGCUUCAGAGGCAGGAGCGAGAAGCAGAGGAAGCAGCAGCUGCAGCUAAAGGAAUGUCUGAGGUGGAUGCCACCCCAGUGUCACAGAAUGGUGCCCCAGCCAAUAAAAAGACAUCGGCACCACUGCCAGAGCUAGAAUAUAGAGAAAAAGGGAAAGAGGGAAGGGGUGGUGGGGAGGCUAAAAAGCAGCACAACAGCAACAGCAUCUUACCAUCAUCAGUGGACUCUAAACUCCAGGAGAUGGAGUAUAUGGAGAACCAUAUGAACAACAAGAGACUGACCACAGAGCUGGGCAGCACAGAGAACCUGUUGCUUAAAGAGGACAACAAUUCCUCCUGUUCCUCCUCUUCCUCAUCCUCCUCCAAAAACUACAAAAAUGCUAGCAGCAAUGCCGCAACACUCAACUCCUCCCCCCGCGGUCAUAGUGCCACCAAUGGCAGCGUACCCUCCUCUACACCAUCUUCCUCGUCUUCCACGGGGAAGAAUGAGAAGAAGCACAAGUUGGCAGUAGGAAAGGGGACAGCAGGUGGCUCCCACAGGGAUCCCACUGAUAACUGUAUCCCCAACAACCAGCUGAGCAAACCAGAAGCACUUGUUAGAUUGGAGCAGGACGUUAAAAAGUUAAAGGCAGACCUUCAGGCCAGCCGGCAGGUGGAGCAGGACCUGCGCAGCCAGAUCGGUUCACUGGGCAGCGCUGAGCGCUCCAUACGCACUGAGCUGGGCCAGCUGCGCCAGGAGAACGAGCUACUGCAGAACAAGCUCCACAAUGCUGUGCAGGCAAAGCAAAAGGACAAACAGGCAGUGGGCCAACUGGAGAAGAGGCUCAAAGCAGAACAGGAGGCUCGAGCCACAGCCGAGAAGCAGCUUGCAGAUGAAAAGAAGCGGAAGAAGCUCGAGGAGGCCACAGCAGCCAGAGCAGUAGCACUAGCAGCAGCAUCCCGAGGAGAAUGUACAGACACACUGCGGCGGCGAAUUACUGAAUUAGAAACAGAGUGUAAGAAACUAACAAUGGACAUCAAGCUUAAGGAAGACCAGAUCCGAGAACUUGAAUUAAAAGUACAGGAGCUUCAUAAAUAUAAAGAGAAUGAAAAAGACACAGAGGUGCUGAUGUCAGCACUGUCAGCCAUGCAGGAUAAGACCCAGCACUUGGAGAACAGCCUCAGCGCAGAGACCAGGAUCAAACUAGACCUCUUCUCUGCACUGGGAGACGCCAAGAGACAGCUCGAGAUUGCACAAGGUCAAAUUAUGCAGAAGGACCAGGAGAUAAAAGAUCUGAAGCAGAAGAUAGCCGAAGUGAUGGCCGUCAUGCCCAGCAUCUCCUAUACGGCCGACACCAGCAGCAUGACCCCCGUCGCCCCCCACUACUCCUCCAAGUUCAUGGACACCAAUCCCUCUGGCCUAGACCCCAACGCCUCCGUUUACCAGCCACUCAAAAAGUGAACGCUUUGUCCCAGCUCCUACCCAUUCUUCCAUCCAUCCUCAUAUCUUUUUAAUUUUUUUUUUCCUGCAGACCCGUUUCUUUCCAAUCUACUCGGCAUGUCUGCAGCUGAGAACGUUGUUUUUCUUGGUUUUUUUGUUUUCUCCAUGCCAGGUCAGAAGGAUGUUGUAUUGUGUGACUGUAUUUGUUGUAGUUAAAACAAAAGACAAAAAAAAACUUAAACGGACAUCACUUGUCAACUAGGAAAGCCCCAGGUUUUUUUUCUCUUAAAUGUCUAGUGAAACCUCACAGAAUCGGGUAUUUAUCUUCAUCUCAAGGGUGUUGCUCUCCCUCUUCCACCAUCACUGCAACCACCUGCAACCAGUUACCUGCUCAUGUGUCCUGGGGAACAGCUGCUUUUUUUUUUAAUUAAUUUUUUUUUUAGGUUGCUCUUUUUAUCCCCUCCCACAUAAAGUUGGAAAACAGUUCUCCUCUGUCACACAGGCUGACUUGUAUCCCGGUCUUGUUUUGUUUUUCUCCCAACAUUUGUACAACCAGAGGAAUGUAGUGCAAAGUUGGCACAAUCUCUUGCCCAGUUAUUAGUAUCUCUUGCCCAGUAUUUAAUUUAUUGUUUGAUGCCACAAUCAAACACCAAACUCACCCUCUCUCAGCUAUUUUAGGUUUGACAAAUAGUUUUGGACUUUAUAAAAUGUAUUGUGUGAAUCUGUUCACUCUUAAACAUCUGGGCGUUGAUUGUGGAAACUUCGGUUUGUCAGCUCAAAUAUUGUACUUCAGUGAAGAAAAUUUAACUCAUGCAGAUCCAAAUAUUCAGUGUAAGGAAAAAACUGCAGUUCUACUAAUGUAUUUUCUGAAAGAGUGCAGGUAGAGGAGUUCCCACACAGUGUCCACUUUGUCAAUAUUCUGCAUAGCCAGAUCACAGUGCCUUGAUUGAAGUCAUGAGUUUGAUAAGAAGAUAACAAAACCCCUCUGAAUUAGUUGUGAAGCAUCUGGCUAAGAUGAGAAGGAUAAGAAUUUGACCCUGCCAAGUAAAGUGGGACAAAGUUGCCUUUGGUUGUUGAUUUGGAUUUUUGGAGUCCUUUCUGAUUUACCCACUGAUGGGGAGAUGAUCUGUUUUGUGCACUCAAGGGCAGCUUUGUCUUUGGCACAGCUUACAUUUAAUAGCCCUGGUUAAGACAUGGAUUGGACCAAGAUUUGGUCAUUCUGUUUUUUUCUGGUGUUGUCAUUAUUUUUAACACAAAGUUAUCCCAGACAGCGUAUACUGCACACAGGUCUCCAGCUCAUCAGUUACCCACUCAUGAAGGCUCUUCUCUACUGCUCACAAAACCCAAACUCCUCAGUUUAGCUGCUGCCCCCUCUUUUCUUUUUUCUUUAAUUUCCAAUUUAAAAUUGCACUCUAAACACAUGCUGUUUCAAAGGGAAAACUAUAUAGAUGGACUGUGCAAUGUAUUCAAGAAACAAAGCUUUGAAAAUGCCAACUUUAAUAUUGCAGUUGAAAUUAUUUUAUAUUAAAUUAAUAUUCCAUUUCAGUUUGUGUGCCAAGAAUGGAAUGCUUGUUUCUCUAUUAAUGUGUUCAAGAAUGUACUGCAAAUACAUUGGCUGACAUGUUUGUCAAUUAUCCUCCUCAAUUAUCACUUAAUGGAAGUUUGUGUUAAGCAGGUAGAGAAAGUGGUCACCUGUUUGUAGUAGACGGUAGUUGAAAGUAAGGGACUAGAAAAUCAAAUUUCUUUUUGUGAAUGUUACAGUAUUUGCAACUGUUGGGCAAGUGGGUGUUAAAGCAGUUUUCCUAACUCCUAUUUCUGGUAUUAUUGUUAUUUCCUGUAGGGAGAAAUCCCUUGAGUCUGAUGUGGUCUCACCAUCAUCUGAAAUGGUCAUUGUGCGUGUGGUUUUCACUUUCUGUAUAUGGAGAAGCUUUUUCGCUCAGAUUGCUGUCAUUGGAUCUUGGAAAAAAAAUGUUGUGAAAUUUACAGUUUAGUCAGUUGUUUGGUCAACUGAUUGUUGAAAGUAUAGAAAAAAAUGUUCUGUUUGUUUUUUGUUUUCUAUGCCCACAGUCACUGCUCUGUUUCUCCCCAGGUCUGACCUUGGCUGCGCUCUCGCUCUGUGAGGUUUACAAAGAAUAAACUUUUUUUUUUUCUUGCAAAAUGA
Molecule: messenger RNA, 4532 nt
Organism: Sphaeramia orbicularis (orbiculate cardinalfish)
Lineage: Eukaryota; Metazoa; Chordata; Actinopteri; Kurtiformes; Apogonidae
Gene: maco1b
Product: macoilin 1b
Exons: 11
Coding region: 335-2392 (685 amino acids)
Biological process (GO): neuronal signal transduction
Cellular component (GO): rough endoplasmic reticulum membrane
Source: RefSeq, a predicted model, not a curated record